AUGGGCCAUAAUUUCGAACCGCUGCAGAAUGAUCUGAUCCUCAGAGCCGCAUGGGGCCAGAAAGUCGAGAGACCCCCGGUGUGGGUUAUGCGUCAGGCUGGACGGUAUCUCCCCGAAUAUCAUGAAGCCAAAGGCAAUCAUGACUUCUUCGAAUGCUGCCGCUCGCCGGAAAUUGCUUCGACCCUAACUCUCCAGCCCAUUGAUCGAUUCGCGGGUUUAAUCGACGCAGCCAUCAUUUUCUCCGACAUCUUAGUGAUCCCCCAGGCUCUUGGGAUGACUGUUGAGAUGGUGGACAAGAAAGGUCCGCAUUUUCCGAAUCCUCUGAAAUCGCCCAGCGACGGUCAAUACGAGGAAAUUCUCAAAAAGAAAGUUGAUGUCGCUGCUGAGCUGGAUUACGUAUACAAGGCCAUUACUAUGACGAGACAUAAGCUGAAGGGGAGAGUUCCAUUGUUUGGCUUCUGCGGAGCUCCAUGGACUCUACUCUGUUACAUGGUGGAGGGCGGCGGUAGCAAACUUUUCAUCCAAACGAAGACGUGGAUAUACAAAUAUCCGCAGGCUAGCAAAGAUCUCCUGCAGAAGAUUGCUGAAGUCUGUGUGGAAUAUCUGGCGCUGCAGGUCCAGGCAGGUGCACAGCUGGUGCAAGUGUUUGAUUCGUGGGCUGCUGAAUUGUCACCCGCGUCCUUCAAGGAGUUCUCUCAGCCAUACCUUGCAUAUAUCUCCAAACAUUUGCCGGCACGAUUAAAGGAGUUGAAACUUGAUCCAGUCCCGAUGGUCGUCUUCGCAAAAGGCGCAUGGUAUGCAUUGGAUUCCCUUUGCGAUCUGGGAUAUCAGGUCGUUGGACUCGACUGGCUGCAAGAUCCAGCAGAGGCUGUUAAGAUUAGGGGAAAUAGGCCUGUGGUGUUCCAAGGGAAUGCAGACCCGGGCGUGUUAUAUGGAUCAAGAGAAGCAAUAACUGCCGCUGUAGAGGAGAUGGUGAAGGGAUUUGGCGGAGGAAAGCAAGGCUGGAUUGCUAAUCUUGGCCAUGGAAUCACACCAUUCGUUGACCCCGAGGACUUGAGAUUCUACUUCCAGGAGAUCCAUCGAUUGGCCGGUAGCUAG
Messenger RNA from Amorphotheca resinae ATCC 22711, 1098 nucleotides. RefSeq lists its product as hypothetical. The record is from RefSeq and is a predicted model, not a curated record. Gene Ontology annotation, cellular component: cytosol. The transcript is spliced from 5 exons. NCBI's taxonomy places the organism in Eukaryota, Fungi, Ascomycota, Leotiomycetes, Helotiales, Amorphothecaceae. Gene Ontology annotation, molecular function: uroporphyrinogen decarboxylase activity. Gene Ontology annotation, biological process: heme biosynthetic process. The coding region runs from base 1 to 1098 and encodes 365 amino acids.